Molecule: messenger RNA, 1743 nt
Organism: Eucalyptus grandis
Lineage: Eukaryota; Viridiplantae; Streptophyta; Magnoliopsida; Myrtales; Myrtaceae
Product: rust resistance kinase Lr10-like
Exons: 2
Coding region: 1-1743 (580 amino acids)
Biological process (GO): protein phosphorylation
Molecular function (GO): ATP binding; protein kinase activity; polysaccharide binding
Source: RefSeq, a predicted model, not a curated record
AUGACUGGCGUGGCAUAUCUGAAUAAUCAAUCGUGCGUUGCUAUAUUCGACUCAUUCCACCGGAAGAGUAAUCUUACUUGGCCAUGCGUUGCAUCAUCUUGCGGUGACAUUCACAAUAUAUGCGAUCCAUUCCGAUUGAAGAGUGAUUCGAAAGAAUGUGAUAUCUGGAACUACGAGCUGGUUUGUGAAGGUAAUCGCACUGUUCUAUACUUAAAAGGUGGUAGAUACUAUGUGCUGUCUAUCGAUUAUUCCAAUAGCCAAAUCAGAUUGGUAGAUGACGGGAUUCACAAGGGCAAUUGCUCGUCUCUCCCCCAUCACUGGCUGACACAUGACGAUAAGCCCCUUGACCUACUGCACUCGAUGAUAAGUGACCAUAAGAUCUUUAAUGUGCCGUACGAGGUAAUCAAUAGAGUGGUCAUUGUCAACUGCUCAAAGCCGGUUAAUUCUUCAUUCUACAUCACUAUUAAUCCAUCAUGCACUGUGGGCUUGUAUUCUUCCAACACAUCAUCAAGUUGGAAGUUGUAUGCUUUGGCCAAUCCAAAAGCAUCAGAUACUAGGCACUUUUGCACCAUUCUCAGUGGGACCUGGGUAAAUGAGCAGAUAAAUAUUAGCCUCCUCAACUACGAGCAAAUCCAUAACAUCAUGGCCAAUGGAUUUCUUCUCGACUAUCCUAUCCUGGAUGCCGACGAUGCGACUAACUCCACUUGUGCACUCACACUCAAUUUCCAUUCCAUCCUCACGGGUCAGAAUAUUAAGAAGAUCACUGCAAAUUUUAAGCAUAAACUUGGAGAAGGGGGAUAUGGUUCCGUGUACAAAGGAACACUCCAAAGCGGCAAUGAAGUGGCCAUCAAGAUUUUGAAGCAGUCCAAAGGCCAGGGCCAAGAUUUUAUUAAUGAAGUGGCUACUAUUGGAAGAAUUUACCAUGCUAAUGUAGUGCAACUCAUUGGUUUUUGCUUUGAAGGCUCAAAACAAGCUCUCGUGUAUGAUCUCAUGUCGAAUGGAUCCUUGGAUAAGCAAAUUUUCACCAAGGAAGGUGAUAAGUUUCUUGAUUACAAGAAAAUAUAUGAGAUUGCUCUUGGGGUGGCGAGAGGGAUUGAAUACUUACAUCAGGGGUGUGACAUGCAAAUACUACACUUUGAUAUCAAGCCUCACAAUAUUCUUUUAGACAAGAAUUUCACUCCGAAAGUUUCUGACUUUGGACUCGCGAAACUUUAUCCUGCUAAUCAUAGCAUAGUUUCAUUGACUAUUGCAAGAGGGACCUUAGGAUAUAUGGCACUAGAGUUGUUCUAUAGAAACAUCGGUGGUGUAUCUUAUAAAGCGGAUGUCUAUAGCUUCGGGAUGUUGCUAAUGGAAAUGGCAGGUAGAAGGAAGAAUAUAAAUGCAAAUGCAGAACACUCAAGCCAAAUUUAUUUUCCAUUGUGGGUGUAUGACCAAGUCAGUGAAGAAAAAAGGGUUGAAAUAGAAAUUGUAGCAGAGGAAAGGAAGGUGAUAAAGAAGAUGAUAAUAGUUGCACUUUGGUGUAUACAAUUAAAUCCUGACCAUCGGCCUUCAAUGAGCAAAGUCCUAAAAAUGCUUGAUGGAGAUAUUGAUGAGCUCCAAAUGCCUCCAAAACCGCUUAUUUAUCCACCUAAUGUGCCAGUUAACAAUGAUGAAGCUGAGAUGGAGCUGGAAACAUUCUCAACUUCAUCAAGUACUCCGAUAAUUAAUACUAGUUUUCCUUUGGGAGAUACAAAUGAUGUUUAG